Molecule: messenger RNA, 1333 nt
Organism: Sceloporus undulatus (fence lizard)
Lineage: Eukaryota; Metazoa; Chordata; Lepidosauria; Squamata; Phrynosomatidae
Product: lysosomal acid lipase/cholesteryl ester hydrolase-like
Exons: 7
Source: RefSeq, a predicted model, not a curated record
UUUCAGGCAAUAAAGCCUCCUUUUCUGUUGUUAUUUCCAGGCUCAAGGCCUGCUGUGUUUUUGCUGCAUUCUUUCGUUGGAGGUGCUUUCCUCUGGAUUUCAAAUCAACCCAGCAACAGUUUGGGUUUCAUUUUGGCAGAUGCUGGCUAUGAUGUUUGGAUUGGAAACAGCAGAGGGAACACCUAUUCUUCAAAUCAUAAAAUACUGGAUCUGAGUGAAAAUAAAUUCUGGGAAUUUAGUUUCCAUGAGAUGGGAUACUAUGAUGUUCCAGCAGUCAUAGAUUUCAUCCUGAAUAAAACUGGGCAAAAACAGCUAUUUUAUAUAGGCCAUUCUGAGGGCUCAACUGCAGGUUUCAUAGCAUUCUCUACUUGGCCAAAACUGGCUGAAAAAAUCAAAGUAUUUUUUGCUUUGGCACCCAUAACAACAAUAACAUUUGCUACAACUCCCAUAAUAAAACUGGGAGCUGCAUAUGAAAAAUUAUUUCAUCUUGGAUUUUUAAAUAAAGGAACGUUUCACCUCCCUACAUAUACAAGAAAGCUAUCUGCUAUGUUCUGUGCAUAUCUUCCUAAAUUCUGUGUCCACAUUUUCUGUUCAAUAUCAGGAUUUAACAUCCCUAAUUUAAACAUGAGCCGAAUUGACGUGUAUGCAGCACAGUGGUCUUCUGGAACAUCAGGGAGAAAUUUUAUUCAUUGGAUCCAGAUGAAUAGAGCAAAGUUGUUUCAAGCAUAUGACUAUGGCUCUACAGAAAAGAAUAUGGAAAAGUACAAUCAGACAGUACCUCCUACCUACAAAAUAGAAGAUAUAAAAAUUCCAAUUGCAAUCUGGACAGGUGGGCAAGAUUUCUUUGCAGAUCCAAGAGAUGUAGCAAUGUUAGUCCCACGGAUCAGUAAUCUCAUUUAUGAAAAGUAUAUUCCUGAAUGGCAACAUUUAGACUUUAUCUGGGGGCUUGAUGCACCUGAGCACAUGUACAUGGAUAUCAUUAAAAUAAUGAAGAAAUAUCUAUAAUUCUUAUAAAUGAUGUUUGGAAACCUUGAUUAUUAGUACAUAGGCACAGAGUCAAUGGAAUGUGAUGAAAAAUCCAUAAUACUGAAUAAAAUUACUUUAAGGGCUAAGUGCAACUGAUAAUUUAAAUUAUUAAGAAGUAUCCAUAAUCCUCACCAGUGUUGUUUCAUUAAAAUAACCAAGGACAUGCAAAAUGAGAUUAUUGAAAUGAUGAACAAAUGUCUAUUAUUCAUGAACUGCUGCUUUUGAAUAUGGUAACCUUUUUCUUGCUACGUAUUUGUUUCAUCUUUUGCAAUAAUGCACUAGCAUUUAAUAAAACUAUGGAUUUACA